This is a messenger RNA of Anguilla rostrata (American eel), 882 nucleotides long. RefSeq names its product gonadotropin-releasing hormone 2 (gene gnrh2). Gene Ontology annotation, cellular component: extracellular region. NCBI's taxonomy places the organism in Eukaryota, Metazoa, Chordata, Actinopteri, Anguilliformes, Anguillidae. The transcript has 4 exons. Gene Ontology annotation, molecular function: gonadotropin-releasing hormone receptor binding; gonadotropin hormone-releasing hormone activity. The record is from RefSeq and is a predicted model, not a curated record. Gene Ontology annotation, biological process: multicellular organism development. The coding region runs from base 211 to 474 and encodes 87 amino acids.
UCAGAGCUCUGACAUCCACACAGCGACUCUGAAAUCUGCCCAAACUGAAGAAAGGCUUUCAGUGCCGACAUAGGAGAACAGGAGACGUGGAGACAAAGCAGGAGCCAAACGAACCAAAAGAACCGACAGAAGAACUGACAAAAUUGAACAGACAGAAGAGCUCUUCAAGGAACAUCCAAUUGUAUUUUAUUGCAUCCAUCUUUAGCUGUGAUGGUGAACACCGGCAGGCUGGUGCUGAUUUUGGGGGUGCUGCUGUGUUUGGGGGCGCAGCUCUCCCUGUGUCAGCACUGGUCCCACGGCUGGUACCCCGGGGGAAAGAGGGAGCUGGACUCCCUCACCACUGCCGAGGUAUUGGACGAGAUAAAGCUCUGCGAUGGGGGAGAAUGCAGCUACUUGAGACCCCAGCGGAAAAGCCUCUUAAAAAACAUUCUGCUGGACGCCCUCGCCCGGGAGUUCCAGAGGAAGAGGAAGUGACAUCGCCCGGCUGUUCUUCCUUCACAUAGCAACUGUAUCCAGAUGGACAAGUCAGUCUUCCCUGGAACGACUGGGACCAAAUGGAUUGGCAACAGCCUUGCAGUUAAAUCAGUCUCCUAUGACUCGCUCUACUAUUAUUUACUGAAGCAACUUUUAUUUCCUCUUGUAUUAUGCUCCAUUCUUCUCAUGGUCUCAUGGUCUGUUUCCUAAUUUUAUUUGCUCUUAUAUUCUGAUUGCAUUCCUUAUACAUUCUCAGAAUUGUCAGACUCUCUCUCUCUCUUUCUCAGUCUCUCUCUCUCUUUCAUAUUGUCUUUCUGUGAAAACCCUCCUUCAGCUGACACACACUGCAACUCUAUAUUACUGUAACAUGUUGUCAUUCAGUAUUUAAUAAAAGUAUUUAUUUUGUUA